GUCUGCAUUGUGAAUAUACAUUGCGUAUACGCAAUAUUCUAAUUGGAACCCAUUUCGUAUUGAGUCAGACAUCACGCAUACGCCGCGUUGUGCAAAAUGAUUAUGGUGCAACAUUUGGUGGCCGCCACGGCUCACAAUUUUGCCAGCCAGGCGGCGGCAGCCCUCGUCAAUGUCUCCAGCUCCAGCUCAUCGAGCUCCAGCUCCAGCUCCAGCUCCAGUUCCAGUUCCUCAUCCUCCUCCUCGUCGCUAUCAUCGGCCACACCCACGCCGGUGGCAUCACCUUUAACGCCCACAUCGCCACCACCAGCUUUGGCUGCUCCAGCGGAGGCUGCAUCACCCGCAGGAGCGGAGCUAAAGGCGGAGGUACAGGAGCUGCCCAAGGAGGAUUCCCCCACAGAACAAGGGGAAACGGUGGAGGCGAAGGAGGAGUGCAAGACGGAGCAGACGGAACCAGGUGCCAUAGUUGAUACCGAGUCAGUGUUGGCGCGGCAAAGUCCAAGUCCAGUUGCGUCCACCACGAAAGCACCUGAAAUCAAUCCCAAGUCACCAGAAGCAACCUCAAGUCCCCAGGUGAAAGAGAACGAGAACGAGGACCAGGAGGAGGAGGAGGAGGAGGUGUCCGACUGUCGGGAAUUUAAAGUGCUUUACAACCACCUAAGACAACAGCAAUCCCCGCCGGACAAAACACGGAGCACCCUCGACGAUGUCUCCAAGAUCCUGUGGGAGCGCAAGCAGCAGCUGCAAAGGAGUUCGGUGAUCACAGCGGCGCCACCACAGCAGCAAUCCCAAUCCCAAUCCCACUCCCAGUCUCAGUCUCAGCAGCAGCCAAUGAGUGACAUCGAGGACGAGGAGACUCUGGAGGAUGAUGCCGAUGCGGAUGUGGAGGCAGAUGGCGAGGAUGAGGAGCUUCUAGAGCCUUACCAGGAUGACUAUGACUCUCCGCUGGAUUUGUCCCUGGGUGGCGCCUCCAAUGCAGCCGCUUCUGCUGCCGCUGCAGCUGCUGUAGCCGCCUCGGCGGCCAGUCGCCGGCGAGGACGCACUUACUCCGGCACCGAGUCUGAUGAUUCUGCGCAGUGUGAGCGGGCAAGGAUGCGCCUGAAGCCGGAACGGAAGGCGGAACGUUCGGCGGCCUACAAGAAGAGCCUCAUGAAGCGAUACUACACUGAAAUUCCUAUUGUCAAACAAUCGACAAGUCCGGCGCCUCAGCAGCAGCAACACUCCCAGCAGCAGCAGCAGCAGCAACAUCUCCAGCAGCAACUGCAACAGCAGCAGCACAAUGCAACAUCCUUUGCCGGCGCCACAGCAUUGCUGCAUAUUAAGACCGAGCAGAAUGCUUUGCUUACACCGCACCAGCUGCAGCAGCAGCAACAGCAGCAGCAGCACAGCCUACAUGGUGCAGCAGGCAACAACAACAAUGCCCACCAGCAGCAGCAACAGCAACCGCUGGCCAUUCCGCACCGACCGCUGCUCCAUAAUCUGCUCAGCGGCGGUGCCAUCCACAAUCCGCAUCACAGAAACUACACGACGGCCACAACAGGUUCAUUUCCGCCCAGUCCCGCCGACAGCGGCGUCUCCGAUGUGGACAGCUCCAGUUCCGGGGGCCAGCCCUGCGCCGACGAGCUGAAGGCGCGCCUCGGGAUGCCACCGGCCUCCUCUGCGGCCAACAAUAACAAUAAUUCUGCGUCUGCGUCCGCUACGGCAUCGGGAUCUGCGUCCGCAUCGGCAGCAGCCGCAGCAGCAGCAGCAGCGGCGGCAGCAGCGGCACACCUUCACACUGGCACAUUUCUGCAUCCGAAUUUAUACCAGAACAAUGCGGCGAAUUCGCUGAGGAACAUAUGGAAUCGCAGUGUUGGGGUGCCCGAUAAUUACUAUGGCAGCAAUGGCGCCAGCAGCGGUGGUGGUCAACCGGGAUCGGGGGGCAAUCCUCAGACUCCUGGCUACCUGCCCACGUCCUACUUCACCUCACCGACGGCAGCAGCAGCAGCGGCGGCGGCGGCCUCGCAGCGUGGUGCCGCCCUCAACGGCUAUCAUUCCCUACACCAACAGCAGCAACAGUCGCAGCAGCAGCAGCAACAGGCCCAGCAGCAGCAGCAGCAGCAGCUGAGCCACCAGCAACUGUCGCAUCAGCAGCAGCAGGCGCUGCAUCAGCAACUGCAGCAGCAACAGCAGCAGCAGCAACAGGCGCAUCAACAGCAGGCGCAGCAGCAGCAGGCGCAGCAACACCCGCACUCGCAGCUGAAUGGAGCGCAUCCGCACUCGCAUCCGCACUCGCACUCGCAUCCACAUCCGCAUUCGCAUUCGCAUCCGCAUUCCACAAUCGCUGCAGCGGCUGCAGCAGCUGCUGCGGCCUCUGUGGUCAGCAGCAGCAGCAGUGCCGUGGCAGCGGCGGCAAUGCUGAGCGCCAGUGCAGCGGCGGCGGCAGCGGCCAACGCCUCCUCGUCCUCAUCCUCGGUGAUCCAACCGGCGACGUCCAGCGUCAGCUACGAUCUCUCCUACAUGCUGGAGCUGGGCGGUUUCCAGCAGCGGAAGGCGAAGAAGCCGCGCAAGCCCAAGCUGGAGAUGGGUGUGAAGCGACGCAGCAGGGAGGGCUCCACCACCUAUCUGUGGGAGUUCCUGCUGAAGCUGCUCCAGGAUCGCGAGUACUGUCCCCGCUUCAUCAAGUGGACGAACCGGGAGAAGGGUGUCUUCAAGCUGGUGGACUCCAAGGCGGUCUCGCGACUCUGGGGAAUGCACAAGAACAAGCCGGACAUGAACUACGAGACGAUGGGCAGGGCGCUGAGGUACUACUACCAGCGCGGCAUCCUGGCCAAGGUGGAUGGUCAGCGGCUGGUUUAUCAGUUUGUGGACGUGCCCAAGGAUAUCGUGGAGAUAGACUGCAAUGGGGUCUGAGGAGGAGGCCUGUAUAUAUAUAAAGGAUCAAUGGGUGAAGGAUCAAAGAUGGAAAGUGGUUCUCCGGGGGAGAAAAAUCUGGGUUAGGGAUUGGUCAAAGCAAAACCGGCUAGCGGCAAUAGUGGCUUCCACAGUCACGCAAGGGCGGGAUAUGAUAAGGAUAACUUGAUCCGAUGAUAACGAUGAUUUCUUUGUACAUGCGCUAAGUUACACACACCUUUAGCUGAUAGUCCCAAUACGCGUAUAUAUAUGCAUAUAUAUAUAUACCUAUGUGUAUCCCACACCCUGUGUCCUGUACCCUAUACAUACACCCCUGAAUUAUGAUGAUGAUCUAUUCAUUUGGCGUUAGUGUUGUACUUGUAACUGUAAUUUUAACUGUAAAACUGUAAACUCUAAACUGUAACGGUAUGUUUAAUUAAUGAAUAUUGUUAUUAUUGGUUAUUAU
This is a messenger RNA of Drosophila serrata, 3334 nucleotides long. It is a transcript of the gene Eip74EF, whose product is annotated as Ecdysone-induced protein E74. NCBI's taxonomy places the organism in Eukaryota, Metazoa, Arthropoda, Insecta, Diptera, Drosophilidae. Gene Ontology annotation, biological process: regulation of transcription by RNA polymerase II; cell differentiation. Gene Ontology annotation, cellular component: nucleus. The record is from RefSeq and is a predicted model, not a curated record. Gene Ontology annotation, molecular function: sequence-specific DNA binding; DNA-binding transcription factor activity, RNA polymerase II-specific.